Molecule: messenger RNA, 1179 nt
Organism: Racocetra persica
Lineage: Eukaryota; Fungi; Glomeromycota; Glomeromycetes; Diversisporales; Gigasporaceae
Source: the annotation of a GenBank genome assembly
AUGGAUAAGAUAACCAUUAAUUUACCGUUUGAAACAUUAACUCAAGUAUUCCAAAAUUUAUUUGAAAUUUACGGUUGUUCUGUAAAAAAUUGCAUUUAUGUCAACAAAUCAUGGGCUAUAGCUGCACUUCCAAUAUUAUGGAGAGCUCCGUUUACGAACACUGACAACUCUAUAAAAUUGAUUGAGACUUUACUCUCCAAUCUUCCGGAAAAUAAAAAAAUUGCUCUUACCCAAAAUUUAUCCUCAAAAUGGUCAAAAUGUUUAUCAAAGAAUACCACAAUGUAUAAUUAUGCUGAAUGGAUACGUGAACUUCCUUUCGAAUUGAUUUUUAAUUCCAUUCGUUGGUGGUUGGAUAGCCCUAUACCGCAAAAGAAGAAGAAAAAACUACUUCAUAAUAAAGUUUAUAAUACUUCAAAUGACCAUGAACAAAUUAACAAAGUUCAAGAUGUUUACUCUAUUUUAAUUCCCUUCAUUUUUGAAUCAAGUAAAGGUUUGUAUACUCUUGAUCUCACUUUUCAACCUGGACAAUCUCGUCUACUCAACUUGUUAGAACAAAUAGAAAUUUCAAACGAAUCUUUGAGAUCAAUCACUGAUUUAUACUGUCAUAGUAUAAUUCCAAAAAAUUUUUACGGAGCUCUUAAAAAAGUAACUCGAAAAUUAAAAAGAUUACAUUUAAAUCAUCCACAACAAGAAGAGGAUGUUACUGAUUUAGCUGAACUUAUUCGUCAUCAAAAAGGUCUUCAAUCAAUAAGGCUAAAUAAUUCUAGAACAAAAAUAUCAAUGUUACUUCAAAGUUUUAGUAGUCAAGCUGCUACCUUAACGACUCUUCGACUUCAUACAAUUCUUCUUAUGAAUAAGGGAUUGGAUGCUUUAGGAACUCUAGUAAAUUUGGAAACUUUAGAAAUAAAAAGGAGUAGAACUUCUCUAUUUUAUGCUUAUGAUCCACCUGAUCCGUUAUGGAUUAUGCCACACUUAAAAAAAUUACAUUUGAUAGAAAUUCGUGUGUGGGGUGAUAUGUCAGCCAUACAUUCUAUUUUGAAAAAGACUGUUCCAGUACUAGAUGAAUUAGUAAUUAGUCAGUUUCUUUCAAUCAAUAAUGCCAUUCAAUUAGCUAUCAAUAAAAGAUUACCUCUAAGACAAGAAGAAAAUUCUAAAAUGACUAUUACUUUUACUAGAUAG